This is a messenger RNA of Pecten maximus, 2349 nucleotides long. RefSeq names its product cysteine-rich, acidic integral membrane protein-like. The coding region runs from base 1 to 2349 and encodes 782 amino acids. Lineage: Eukaryota; Metazoa; Mollusca; Bivalvia; Pectinida; Pectinidae. The record is from RefSeq and is a predicted model, not a curated record. The transcript is spliced from 4 exons.
AUGAUAGAUGCUAUUGGAGAUGUUGAGGAUGUUGAUUGUGUUUGUGAUAUUGAUGAUGUUGAUGGUGUUUGUGAUAGUGAGGAUGUUGAUGAUGUUUGUGAUGGUGAGGAUAUUGAUGAUGUUUGUGAUAUUGAUGAUGCUGAUGGUGUUUGUGAUAUUGAUGAUGCUGAUGGUGUUUGUGAUAUUGAUGAUGCUGAUGGUGUUUGUGAUAUUGAUGAUGUUGAUGGUGUUUGUGAUGGUGAGGAUGUUGAUGAUGUUUGUGAUAUUGAUGAUGUUGAUGAUGUUUGUGAUAUUGAUGAUGCUGAUGGUGUUUGUCAUAGUGAGGAUGUUGUUGGUGUUUGUGAUAGUGAGGAUGUUGAUGGUGUUUGUGAUAGUGAGGAUGUUGAUGAUGUUUGUGAUAUUGAUGAUGCUGAUGGUGUUUGUGAUAUUGAUGAUGUUGAUGGUGUUUGUGAUAGUGAGGAUGUUGAUGGUGUUUCUGAUAUUGAUGAUGCUGAUGGUGUUUGUGAUAGUGAGGAUGUUGAUGAUGUUUGUGAUAUUGAUGAUGCUGAUGGUGUUUGUGAUAGUGAGGAUGUUGGUGGUGUUUGUCAUAGUGAGGAUGUUGGUGUUUGUGAUAGUGAGGAUGUUGAUGGUGUUUGUGAUAUUGGUGAUGCUGAUGGUGUUUGUCAUAGUGAGGAUGUUUGUGUUUGUGAUGGUGAGGAUGUUAGUGAUGUUUGUGAUAGUGAAGAUGUUGGUGGCGUUUGUGAUGGUGAGGAUGUUGAUGAUGUUUGUGAUAUUGAUGAUGCUGAUGGUGUUUGUGAUAUUGAUGAUGCUGAUGGUGUUUGUGAUGGUGAGGAUGUUGAUGGUGUUUGUGAUAGUGAGGAUGUUGGUGGUAUUUGUGAUGGUGAGGUUGUUGAUGUUUGUGAUGGUGAGGAUUUUGAUGGUGUUUGUGAUGGUGAGGAUGUUGGUGAUGUUUGUGAUGGUGAGGAUGUUGGUGAUAUUUGUGAUAGUGAUGAUGUUGGUGAUGUUUGUGAUGGUGAGGAUGUUGAUGGUGUUUGUGAUAUUGAUGAUGUUGAUGGUGUUUGUGAUAUUGAUGAUGUUGAUGGUGUUUGUGAUAUUGAUGAUGCUGAUGGUGUUUGUGAUAGUGAAGAUGUUGAUUGUGUUUGUGAUAUUGAUGAUGCUGAUGGUGUUUGUGAUAGUGAGGAUGUUGUUGAUGUUUGUGAUAUUGAUGAUGUUGAUGGUGUUUGUGAUAGUGAGGAUGUUGAUGGUGUUUGUGAUAGUGAGGAUGUUGAUGGUGUUUGUUAUAGUGAGGAUGUUGAUGGUGUUUGUGAUAGUGAGGAUGUUGUUGAUGUUUGUGAUAUUGAUGAUAUUGAUGGUGUUUGUCAUAGUGAGGAUGUUGAUGGUGUUUGUCAUAGUGAGGAUGUUGAUGGUGUUUGUGAUGGUGAGGAUGUUGAUGGUGUUUGUGAUAGUGAGGAUGUUGAUGUUUGUCAUAGUGAGGAUGUUGGUGAUGUUUGUGAUAUUGAUGAUGCUUAUGAUGUUUGUGAUGGUGAGGAUGUUGAUGGUGUUUGUGAUAUUAAUGAUGCUGAUGGUGUUUGUGAUGGUGAGGAUGUUGGUGAUGUUUGUGAUAUUGAUGAUGCUGAUGAUGUUUGUGAUGGUGAGGAUGUUGAUGGUGUUUGUGAUAUUAAUGAUGCUGUUGGUGUUUGUCAUAGUGAGGAUGUUGAUGAUGUUUGUGAUAUUGUAAUGCUGAUGGUGUUUGUGCUAUUGAUGAUGCUGAUGAUGUUUGUGAUAUUGAUGAUGCUGAUGAUGUUGGUGAUGUUUGUGAUGGUGAGGAUGUUGGUGAUGUUUGUGAUGGAUUUUGAUGGUGUUUGUGAUGGUGAGGAUGUUGGUGAUGUUUGUGAUGGUGAGGAUGUUGGUGAUAUUUGUGAUAGUGAUGAUGUUGGUGAUGUUUGUGCUGGUGAGGAUGUUGAUGGUGUUUGUGAUAUUGAUGAUGUUGAUGGUGUUUGUGAUAUUGAUGAUGUUGAUGGUGUUUGUGAUGGUGAGGAUGUUGGUGAUGUUUGUGAUAGUGAAGAUGCUGAUGGUGUUUGUGAUGGUGAGGAUGUUGAUGGUGUUUGUGAUAGUGAGGAUGAUGAUGGUGUUUGUGAUAGUGAGGAUGUUGAUGGUGUUUGUGAUAGUGAGGAUGUUGAUGGUGUUUGUGAUAGUGAGGAUGAUGAUGGUGUUUGUGAUAGUGAGGAUGAUGAUGGUGUUUGUGAUGGUGAGGAUGAUGAUGGUGUUUGUGAUAGUGAGGAUGUUAUGGUGUUUGUGAUAGUGAUGAUGCGAGUCACAGAAGGAUACGAGGGCAAAUCAAAAAGUUUUGCAAGUAAUGGGCUUCCAUAG